Messenger RNA from Ceratitis capitata (Mediterranean fruit fly), 5223 nucleotides. RefSeq lists its product as uncharacterized. Gene Ontology annotation, biological process: signal transduction. Gene Ontology annotation, cellular component: cytoplasm. The transcript has 13 exons. The coding region runs from base 295 to 1488 and encodes 397 amino acids. The record is from RefSeq and is a predicted model, not a curated record. Lineage: Eukaryota; Metazoa; Arthropoda; Insecta; Diptera; Tephritidae.
UAAGAAUUCAGUACUUUGAAACACUUGGCGGAAUCGUGAGUUAAUCGCUCUUGGAAAAUAAUAUUGGCCGUGUGAAUUUGUAGUAUUUAAACCUUUUGUUUAACAAAAUUUACUUUCUUCUUAUUGUAAAGUAUAAUUUAUAUCGAAAUGUGAAUUCGGAACCUGAAAACCAAAAGAAAAACUGUAUAUACGCCUACAAUUUACACGUGAAAAGUGAAUUUUUAAUAAAGAAAUACAGUGCCUUAAAUAAUUAUUAUUAGAAAAAACUAGCUGUUCAACUAAAAACGCCUUACAAUGUCCAAUUCAUCACAACUACCUCCCCAACCCACACCAAUUUCGGUGGUAAAUCGUGGUCCAAAACAAACAACGGCCGAACAGCGACGCGCAAGCUUUGCACGACGUGCGGAAAGUUUGGUGGAGCGGGUGAGAGUAUUGAAUCAAAUAUAUGAGAAAUAUCUUGUUAAUACGGACAAAAGUGGCGAAUUGACAGUAACUGUACAGGGCGACUUGACGCAGCAAGAGAAACGUGCAGUCUUCAUAACGGUCCACGAUCUGGGAUGCAAUCACAAUUCAUUCCAGGAAUUUGUCAACAGUCCGUGCAUGACGGAAAUUAAGGAACGUUCUUGCUUCAUACACAUCGAUGUACCCGGUCAUGCUGAUAAUGCUGAGCCCUUACCUGACAGCUUCCAAUUUCCAUCUUUACAAACACUGGGUGAAGAUCUUAUCACUGUUUUGGAUUUUCUUCAUGUCAAAUAUGUAAUUGGCCUGGGUGAAGGUGCUGGCGCUAAUGUUUUGGCUCGUUUCGGUUUGGCCCAUCCUUCCCGAGUACUCGGUUUAGUAUUGAUCAAUGCCACCGGCAGUGCUGCCAGCGUUUUACAAUCAUUCAAAACUAAGUUAAUUCAAUGGAAAAACGAUGAUAUUGCACAAUCGGCAGAAAGUUUUUUAAUGUACCAUAAAUUUGGACAUGUUAUGGAGUUCCAGCAAUUGGUUGGUGAUAAUCCGGAUAAGGAAAAAAUUGUCGCCGAAUAUCAAAAACGUUUGCACAGCACCUUGAAUAGUAAAAAUGUGGGACUGUACGUAAAGGCCUUUAUGAGCCGAAAGGAUCUUACAUUGAAGGGAUGCAAGGUGGAUGUCAUCUUAAUUACGGGCAUGUUGAGUCCAUAUGCAUCAAUGGUAGAGAAGUUGCACAAAGAUGUUGAAAAGGAAAAGGUGACCAUUUUAAAAAUUGAACGUGCAGGUGAUGUCUUGGCUGAUGCGCCCGCCAAAGUGGCUCAAUCUAUUCUACUGUUCUGCAAAGGCCAAGGCAUUUUAACGUCGGUUGUAAUGCCUGGAGUUGAUCGUGGACGAGCUUACUCUACCAGUUCGGGCGGUUCUGUGGAUGGUCAAAAUGGUUCGCGAAAACUUUCACGAGGAGUCUCUAUGGAAGACUAUGACAAGCCGAAUAUACGCCGUUUGAGUAUUAUUAACAACGAAUCACCGAAAAAGUAAAUCUUUUGGUUAAGAAAAAUUAUUGGAAAUUUAUAAGAUCAAUGUAUUGAAAAAAAAAUGUACUUGCAAUGUGUAACUAAUAAACACAAAUCAUAUAGUUCAAAAUACUCUUAAGCUUGAUAUUUUCAAAAGAAAAUACAUACAUACAUGUUUACCUAAGAGUAUGAAUAUUCAGUAUAAGACGCCAAAAAAUAGCUAUGUAUAUUUGUUGAAUUGAACAAGAUUUAAAUCAGACAUAUACAAAAUUGUAGGCGUGUUUUGUUACAUUAUUAAAAUUACGUGUAUGUAUAACGUAGAUCAUUUUAGCACAUAAAGUUGGAAAAAUAAUAAUAAUUUGCAUAAUGCUUUUGACCAGCUCACUCAUAUUAUAGUUAAAUCACCUUACAAGCCUAUAACACUUAAUGAAAAAUUUUCAAAUUCUAUGCACAGUAGCUGUUGCAUAUACCCUUCAUUCAUGAGUAUAAGCCAAUUAAUAUUAAAAAAUUAAAAAAAAAAUUAAAAAAAUACAUGUAAAUUAAUGUGUUUCUUUCUUGUACUCAAACGAAAAAUCAAGCCCACCUACAACGAAAAACAACCAAACAUAUCCCAGAAAGAUAUAUUUUUUCUAAAAGAAAACCAUAUACGUAUUUAUAAAACAAAGAUAAAGCUAUUUUGCCUCCCAAUAUUAACAAAAGUCAGUACAUUUUAAGCGAGCCAAUAUUUUUUCUAUACAUACAUAUUACUAUACAUACGUGAAAGAAUUAUAAAUUAAACACAACCAAAGUAUGUGAUUUAUGAAACGUGCACAAAGUUUACAGACAAUUUACAGAAUAGAAGGUUACGACAACCCUUGACGUCACCGAACUAAUCUGAUAAUGAAAAUAUGCAAAAAUCUGUUUCGGUCUUAAAUUUUUAUAAAUAAUAAGCGUUCAUGUAAAGUUUUGAUAACUUUUAACGGUUUUGGCAUUAUUUAAAUAUUUUUGAAGAUGUGUGUUUACACUGAAAUUUCUUGAUUUUUAUAAAAUAGUCUUUUAAUUGUAGAAAGUUAAACAUUUAUUUUUUACAUACAUAAAGCAGAAUUCAAAACAAUUUUUGUCAGAUAGUUAAUAUUUACGAGGAAAAAUUUGUGUGAAAGUAUGAUACCUUGUAUCAUUAUUUUUAAGGCUUUGGCAACCCAUUAAAUUAAACCAACUUCGUCAUUAAACGCCAUUAAACGUAUUAAAUGUGCCAGGCUCACCUGACGUCAUUAUAGAAAUUUUACGAAAAGACAAAUAAGUAAUAAAAUCCUAAUUUUUAUUUAAUCACCAUGCUGAAGAACUCUUGUAUUUACUCAAUUUGCUUAUCUUUUUUACCUUCAUAUGGUGAAUGAAGGGAACACGAUAAAAAAAUUUAUGACGUUAAGUUAGGUAAACUUGGAUAACUUCGUAGUACAAAAUCUUAUUAACUUUAUUUUGUCAUAAACUAGUUUAAAAAAAAACAGAUAUUAUAUUUAUUAUAUACGUCAAGGAGAAUUUCUAUCCUCUGCUAGACUUCAAGAAUGUUAGCAAAACAAAUAAUGAAAUGUAAACAACACGUCAGUUAAAUAAUUUUGAAUUUAAUAUAGUCGUCAGUGUCACUGAAACAAUUUACAAUAGGUUAUGGAGAUAAUCGAAAUAGCUUAUUCACUAUUCAAUGGCCAAAAAAAUUUGCAAUUUAACGGUGCUAAUCUUUAUUAUUCAGUAAAGUUAUUAUAAACAUAAAAAGUUAUGACUAUGCCAAAGGCUCUGACACUAAAAAGUGGAGUUAAACGAUGUAUGCACUGAGCGGCUCAUAUCUAUAUAAGUAUUCAUAGAAAUGAAUUUCCUAAGGCAACCGAUUACUUUUUGUUUUAAUUUUGAUGCUGUUUUGCCUCUAUAUAUAGCAUAUGCUUGAUAUUUGGGUACGCCAAUAUUCGUCAUUGCGGUCCCCUGCAGUAAUUCUCCUUGAAUAGAAUAGAGAAUCGUCGCUCUGUUCGAUGACCUGUUACUGAAUCUUACUCAAUCGUGUUCGAUGUGGCAAAAGCCCAUAAAAUUAGUAGCGAGAGGGCGUAAUUUUGAUGUUUAGUUGCGAGGGAAAGUUGCAAGUGCGUGCUGGGAAAAUUUCAGCCGGUAAAAACUAGCAAGUAUUUUCAUACUUCUUUCAUAUAGCUGACUUAUGUUCAUAUGGUGGCAUUUUUGUCCACAAAACAAUAAUUAAAAUAAUAUUAAUACUUUAAUAUGAAUGAUGCCACCAUUCGGAGAUCGAUCGAAAAAUCGCUUCAGCGGCUACAAAGCGCCAGUUAUACAUAAUUUAAUUAACGGCGAGCCUACGCGAAAAAACUUCCAAACUCAUUUCCGUAUUUCAAUUAUCCGUCUUAAAAAUCUAAGUGAGAAAAUGUUGAAAUUCAAGAUUCACAUAAAGCUUCGUCCCUUCUGAACACUCUCAGAGAAAACACAUUGGUAUCUCUAUGGUUUGACGCCUAUGAAGCACAAACAGCUGUUUUCAAACUUUCUGGCAAAUUUUUACUGAAUUGUCAUAAGCAUCUUCCACUUAGUUCACUCCCUUUCGAAACUUUCAUACAUAUAUAAUACUAAAGUUGAUUAUGAAAAGUAAGAUAGUAUACACUUUACUGACGUAGACACUGCUUACGCGAUUAUAGCCGAAUUAACAACAUUGCGCCAUUUGUUUAAGCAGGACAGAAACCAUGAGGAACUUGUAGAGUUUGAUUUUCGUUCGUCGGGAGAGGAUUUUACUUUUCAAUUGCCUACUCAGUCCAAACUAGCACCCUUUGGCAAGAUCGAUUCUGCGCUGGAUUUCAAGGUUGACAUUAUUAUUGGUGUUGAUGCUGGUUCCAAGAUAGAUGAAAUUAUCUACGACUUCAAAGUUAUUACUGUCAAAAGUGACGGAGCUCAUGGCGCAGUUGUCAAUAUCAUCGAUGUACGCCAGCAGCUGUACACUCUUCAUGUUCAGCUCUGCAGCUCUUAUUAUUUUCCCCAGCAAUAAGUUAAAAAAGUAGCACGAUAAGUACACUAUAAAGAGGCGCAAUUGUAAAAUAUGAUUUUCUGAAAUAUGUAAAAUACUAUCUGCACCCGCAGGCGUUAUCCUGCUUUAAAUGAUGUUUUUUGAAAAGAAGGUAUUAAAGUGCUAAAAGAUUUAUUUAGUGUUUAAAACGUUAAAUGCUUAAAUAACAUAAAUCCAAAUGUUUACACAUGAUGUAGUCACAUGUUGUGCAAUUUAAUUAAAAAUACAUAUAUUUUAUUAUGCCAGAGCUUUGCAAAUAAAUGGCGCUUAAACAUAAUGAUGUUUGAAGAAUUCAAUAAAACUUAAAGCACCAAUAGCAGUAAAUACAAUUACACACUUAAUAUGAUGAAUAAUUUGCUAUUCAUUUUAAAUAAAUACAUAUGUAUGUGCAUACAUAUGAACACAUACAAAAUAGCAUCGUAUUGGGACAGAGAACAAAUAAUGUUCAACUAGUACAAAAAACAUACACCUACCUAUGUACACGUAUGUACAUAUACUUAAUGGUAUUAGAAAUAUCAAUAUUAUUAUUGUAGCAAAUUUAUAUUAGCGCUUGUUAAAAUUGCAUACAUAAAUAUUUAUAACCUUAACAAAGCAAUGUCACAAAAAACACAUAAGUACUUAUUUAACGAAAAAUUAUAAUAAAUAAACAUUGGUUUAACUAAGAAGUUUGGUAUGUUUAAGAAAAAAUUUACAAAACAUAAAAACAAAUAUUUAAAAAUAAAAUAUUUGUUAUAUGUA